UAUUGCACCGCACACGACGUCGUCUUAGGCAGCGGACGGGCAGUGGAGGAAAGAGGUAAAGGAAAAAGGCUGAGUCCGGUCCUCUUCCGCCCUCCUUGGAUAGCAAAAGGACUUCGAGACGAUAAUAAUUGCUGUUCCUGGGGCCGAAGCCACUCUCUCAGCGUCUGAGUUUUGCCGAGGGCUCGUCGAAGCAAAGUAGGUAAAGAACCUAAAGAAUUAGGGAUCUUUCAACCAAGUUCAGAUUUUAGCAUGGCGCAUAGGUUGCUGAGGGAUCAUGAAGCAGAUGGGUGGGAACGAUCUGACUUUCCUAUUAUCUGCGAAUCAUGCCUCGGUGACAACCCAUAUGUUCGUAUGACGAGAGCUGACUAUGAUAAGGAGUGUAAAAUUUGUACACGGCCAUUUACUGUUUUUAGAUGGAGACCUGGUCGAGAUGCAAGAUAUAAGAAAACUGAAAUCUGCCAAACAUGUAGUAAAUUGAAAAACGUUUGUCAAGUCUGCCUUCUGGAUCUUGAGUAUGGGUUGCCAGUGCAAGUCCGAGAUACUGCUCUCAGUAUUAGUUCCCAUGAUGCUAUUCCCAAGAGUGAUGUUAAUCGGGAGUAUUUUGCUGAAGAGCACGAUCGCAAGACUCGAGCUGGCUUGGAUUAUGAAUCCUCAUAUGGGAAAGUACGCCCAAAUGAUACUAUUUUGAAGCUUCAAAGGACAACACCAUAUUACAAAAGAAACCGGGCUCAUAUUUGCAGUUUCUACAUAAGGGGCGAGUGUACCAGAGGAGCUGAAUGCCCUUAUAGGCAUGAGAUGCCAGUAACUGGGGAGUUGUCACAACAAAAUAUCAAAGAUCGUUAUUAUGGGGUGAACGAUCCUGUGGCAUUAAAGUUACUUGGCAAGGCAGGAGAGAUGACCUCUUUGGAGCCUCCAGAGGAUGAGACCAUUAGAACUCUUUAUGUUGGUGGGCUUGAUGCUAGGGUCAGUGAGCAGGAUCUUCGUGAUCACUUUUAUGCCCAUGGUGAAAUAGAAUCCGUCAAGAUGGUGCUCCAACGGGCUUGUGCAUUUGUAACCUACACAACCAGAGAGGGUGCAGAAAAAGCAGCAGAAGAGCUCUCCAACAAGCUAGUUAUCAAGGGCCUAAGGUUGAAGCUGAUGUGGGGCAGACCUCAGACAGCAAAAGCUGACUCCGAAAGUUCUGAUCAAGCAAGGCAGCAGGCAUCUGUGGCUCAUAGUGGGUUGUUGCCUCGAGCCGUCAUAUCACAGCAGCAGAGCCAGGAUCAAACCCAGGGAGUGCAUUACUAUAACAUUCCACCUCCUUCUCAGCAAGAUAGAAGCUACUAUCCAUCAAUGGAUCCUCAGAGAAUGGGUGCUGUUAUUCCGUCUCAAGAUGGUGGUCCUCCUGGUGGGGCUACUGGGACCGGAGAGAACAACAAACUCAAUUUGGAGAAGCAGCAAAUGCAGCAUUAUGCCCAUCCAAUGAUGCCUCCACCACCUGGGCAAUAUCACCAUCAUCAGUAUUACCCCCCUCCUCCAUACGGUUAUAUGCCACCUGUACCUGCUUAUCAACAGUACCCACCACCAUACAACCCUGGGAUGGCUACAUCUCAGCCACCGGCAGUAAACCAGCCAUAUCAGCAAUCCAUGCAGCUGGGUUCGUCUGCUCCCUCAGGGUCAGCUCCAACAGGAUCAGGGCCUACUGGUGGUUCUGCACCUGUAGAAGCCGGAACAUCAACCUCGGCCUCACAGUAGCAGUGAAAUCUUUCAUGUGCUGGUGUUCCAUCUCUAUGCUUUAUUUUAGCUUUAAAUGGCCAUAGUGACUGGGGGAAUAUGUCAUAGCUCUGGCCUCUGGCAAUCACUUUUGUAGCACAAGUUCUCAGCUAGCAUGGUACUGAUAUGCCAUGUGGGCCUGUGGCUUAAACCCGAUGUUUUGUGAUUUAAUUUUGUGCAUUGUUACUCUUGCUUUCCUUUCCAAUAGCUUAAUGUGUUUUUGGUAAGAACGAUUCAUUAAAUGAGAUAAAAACUGCUUAUUGAUUGGUAUCA
Molecule: messenger RNA, 2025 nt
Organism: Neltuma alba
Lineage: Eukaryota; Viridiplantae; Streptophyta; Magnoliopsida; Fabales; Fabaceae
Product: zinc finger CCCH domain-containing protein 4-like
Exons: 4
Coding region: 250-1734 (494 amino acids)
Cellular component (GO): U2-type catalytic step 2 spliceosome; U2-type catalytic step 1 spliceosome; Prp19 complex
Molecular function (GO): metal ion binding; U6 snRNA binding; pre-mRNA binding
Source: RefSeq, a predicted model, not a curated record